Umbelopsis ramanniana AG is the source of this 764-nucleotide messenger RNA. RefSeq lists its product as uncharacterized. The coding region runs from base 66 to 665 and encodes 199 amino acids. The transcript is spliced from 2 exons. The record is from RefSeq and is a predicted model, not a curated record. NCBI's taxonomy places the organism in Eukaryota, Fungi, Mucoromycota, Umbelopsidomycetes, Umbelopsidales, Umbelopsidaceae.
CAGCACCCUUACGUACUCCUCACUGUUCCGACAGCAUUGUGUAUGGAUCGAUUUGAUUCCAGCUUAUGCUUUAUCCUGUCACCUUCCCAGUGCAAGCAAUUUCUUUCGACAGCCUAAGUCACCAUUGGCCAUGCUAUCCGGGAUUUUUGGAGGCCAGAUAUAGGGAUAUGGAUAGAAAGCCACACAAACGCCCACGAUCCCAAGACCUUGAGAAUGCCGAACAACUGGAAUUGGAGGAAUGGACAAUAUUGCAAAAAGCAAAGCGAUUGCGGAUCGGAGUAAAUAGUCCUACAGAACAAUAUCAUUCCCCUGAAGAACUGAAGGCUGAGUCCGCCGAGCCUCUAUCAUCACAUUUGUUUCCCUUGAGACCAAUGAUCAUCUCUACCCGCUCGCAACAAAUGCAUAAUUCUCCUGCAACGCCAAGCGAACAGCAAUUAAGCGAAAGCAGCAUUGAACAAUACAAUAAUAUCAAUUCAUACCUUCGCUCACUUCGUGUUAUGCGCCAUGGAGAUCCAGAACAAGACGAACGGUGGUGGGAAAAGGAUCGUAACGAUGAAUUGGCAAUGGAUAUGGACGAUGACGAUAAUCAAGAUACCAGCGAGUACGCAAGCAUUAAUAAUGUAUUGCGACAAGCAUUUUUAGCUAGACAUGCACAUGAAAGAUAAAGUAGAGCGAAAGAUUGAAAGUGAAAUGUAAGCACAAUUGCAAGAUUUCCACACACUGGAGAUUUCCCAAAGUGAGGCAAUUUGUGCUGACGGAGAAAC